Messenger RNA from Arabidopsis lyrata subsp. lyrata, 1575 nucleotides. RefSeq names its product probable E3 ubiquitin-protein ligase RNF144A. NCBI's taxonomy places the organism in Eukaryota, Viridiplantae, Streptophyta, Magnoliopsida, Brassicales, Brassicaceae. The transcript has a single exon. Gene Ontology annotation, biological process: ubiquitin-dependent protein catabolic process; protein polyubiquitination; positive regulation of proteasomal ubiquitin-dependent protein catabolic process. Bases 141 to 926 code for a protein of 261 amino acids. The record is from RefSeq and is a predicted model, not a curated record. Gene Ontology annotation, molecular function: zinc ion binding; ubiquitin conjugating enzyme binding; ubiquitin protein ligase activity. Gene Ontology annotation, cellular component: cytoplasm; ubiquitin ligase complex.
AUUAUUGUGAACUAACUACAAAAGAAUUUCUUAUUGUAGAAUGUUAAAGAGAAGCUAUAUAAUAUCUUGAUAUGUCAUGAUGACUUUGAUUAUGAUGUUCUCAUAUUUUGGUUUAACAAGAGAAUGAAUCUCACUUUUCAAUGCAGAUAAUAACUGGCAAAUGUAAUCCUAAUCAGGAAAGAGUUGUCCAACAACUAUUGGAACAAGUCCAACGUCUGAGAAAAAAAUUUGAUUAUAGUAAAGCUAUGCUGGUUGCUCAAAACAAUAUCAAGUUUGCUUUUAAACUUGCAAGAGAGGCAAUUGUUUCUCAAACCAGCAGCGCCUCGAAGGUGAAGGGAGAAAUUUGUGUCAUUUGUCAAGAAGAAACCAAGGCCGAUCGAAUGUUCGUUAUCGAUAAAUGCCUUCAUCGUCAUUGCUAUCCUUGUGUUAAUCAGUUUGUGGAAGUGAAACUGCGAAACGGAACUGUGCCCACAUGCCUUGAUUUUGAAUGCAAGUCAAAUAUAAGUCUUGAAAGUUGUAGCAAGGUUUUGAAACCUAAAGUAAUUGAGCUGUGGAAAUACAGGGUGAAAGAGGAUUCCAUUCCUGUCGCAGAGAGAAUCUAUUGUCCAUAUGUAAACUGCUCAACGUUGAUGUCCAAAACCGAGAUUUCUCCAUAUGAUCAAUCCAAUGAUCGGGCAUGUAUCAAAUGUUCUGGACUCUUUUGCAUCGAUUGUAAAGUACCAUCGCAUUCAGGUUUGUCAUGUGCUGAGUACAAAAAACUUCACCCUGACCCUCUAGUUGAUGACUUGAAGCUAAAGUCUCUAGCAAACGACCAAAACUGGCGUCAAUGUGUCAAGUGUCGACAAUUGAUUGAGCUUAAUCAAGGCUGCAACCACAUGAUUUGCAGGUACAUGUAUACAUAUUUAAAUCAAUUAAGACAUAAUUAGAGACUAAAUGUUUAUGUUUUAAUAUAAUAUCGUUGUGGCUUUUGUAGAUGUGGAUAUCAGUUUUGCUACAAAUGUGGAGUUGAAUGGAAGAAGUGUCAAGUGACUUGUCCUACGGGUUGUCCACGUAUUGGCCAAGGUAAUUUUGAUGAUGGUGAUGGACGUACUGAUGAAGAUGAUUGGGAUGAUUUUUUUGUUGAUGGUGGUUUAUCUGAUUCUCCCCCUAUCCCCAGUUAUGCUGAUUAUUAUAGUCUCUAUAGUCUAUAGUCUUUGUCUUUGCAUUAAUACAAAGAUUUCAUAGUUGUAACGAAAUACUCUGAUGUAACCUCUGCAAGGUUUUCGGAUUUUCUUUAAUGUUAUAAGGAAUAUUUUCAUAUAUACAAUUAGACAAGUUUUUGAUUAGUGUCUUUUAUCUUCUCGCUUUCUUUAUAUGUGGCAGAUAGAUUGAUAUUUGAAGAGUUAGCUUUAAUGUAUAUUGAUUAACCCAAACCGGACCAAAUCAUAUAUAUUUGUUUUGUUAAAAUUCGGUUCUCUUUUUUUCUAAAACAAAAUUACCUUAAGCGGUGUUGGUCAACCUGUUAGAAAGAAAAUUACCGAAUGAGAAAAGAAGUAUGUUCAAGUAGAUCUCGAGACCUCAUAAUAAUAAGAGUAA